CAACGGAGGUUACACGAGGAGGUUGGACGAAAGAAUACGAAAGGACGAAGGGACUCGAAGGGUCGCAACCGGAGGUUGCGAUUGACCGUUGCGACUGCAAGGCUGGCGUCAACGUUUUCUACACAACUUGACAUGCUCGUUCUGGGCGGAUUUCAUCUGACUGCCCCUCGCGAUUCAAAAUGUCGGCCCACAGUCAAGACUAUCUCUAACCCAUUCUGAAACCCCUCUAGCGGAUCCUAUCUAGCCCUCGAGCAGCAGCAUAUCGACGUAGUCUAAUCUCUCACGGCGCAUCCAUGGGUGGCGUUGGUAAGGGUGUGUCAGAUCUAAGGAGCAGCGGGUACAGCGAAUUAAAGUGGCAGGACGAGAGCUCCUCGACUUCAAGCGAACGUCGCUCGCGUAGCUAGUAGGAUUGGAAGGAGAACCACCGACAGCCCACGAGUCCCGGGAUUGUAAACUCUCGCUGCAGCCCGUCGCGAACUGCUAUUCCGCGAACUCCACGGGGAACGGAAAUCCGGAAGGUCCCUUGCUUCAACCGGAUGGCUCCGAAGGUCCUCCCCUCGGCGCCGGACGGCGUGCACGCGCACUACGAGAUGGGCGAGCGGCUCGGGAAGGGCUCCUUCGGCGUGGUGCACGAGUGCCGCAAUCGCCACACGGGCUUCCAAUACGCGUGCAAGAUCAUCGACAAGAAACAGCUCCGAGACGAUGCCGACGCGGAGGACGUGCGCCGCGAGGUGCGCCUCCUAGCGCGGCUCGCGGGCCACCCGAACGUGGUAGAGCUCCAGGAUGUGUACGAGGACGACGGCCACGUGUACUUAAUUAUGGAGCUCUGCUCGGGCGGGGAUUUAUUCGACGAGAUUAAGCGGCACGGGCCGUUCGCGGAGGCCGACGCGCGCGCGAUUUUCCGCCAGCUCGCGACGUCCAUGGCGUACUGCCACGCGCAGGGCAUCAUGCAUCGCGAUAUCAAGCCGGAAAACGUGCUUCUGCUCGCGCCAACGGGGCGCCCUCUGGUGACGCCGCAACCCGCGCUGGGAGGGGAGCAGACCGGAACGGAUAGCAAGGGGAAGGCGCAGGGAACGGGGCCGGGUUCCGCGCAAGGGCAGGCGCAGGGGGCGGGGCAAGGGGACGCGCAGGCGCAGAAUCCCACUCAAGCGCUAGGACCCGUGAUUCGGCAUCUGAACCUCGGGUUCCUCGGCUCGUCGACCCCUGUUCCCAUGGCGCGAGGCGGCGUGGCGAAACUCGCCGAUUUCGGGCUGGCGAUGGAGUUACCACCGGGGGAAUCGGCGGCGGGGCUGACAGGCAGCAGGUAUUACACGGCGCCGGAGAUGGUGCGCGGGAGGCGGUACGGGAAGCGCGCGGAUGUCUGGUCCAUGGGGGUUGUGCUAUGUACGUUGCUCACGGGCCGCCUGCCGUUCGCGGGUAAGACCCACAAUGACGACGAAGGCUUGCGAAAGUCGAUUCUCCGCGGGGCGAUUAACUUCGAGGCGGCCGUCUGGCGGAGCGUCUCGCCGUUAGCUCGCGAUCUCGUCCGUCAGAUGCUGACGGUCGACCCGCGCUGCCGGCUGAAAGCGAAGCACGUGGUGGACCAUCCAUGGCUGCUCUCCGUCACCUGCCCUCCGCGACUCACGGCGCCGUCCCUCGUGCCGAAAGGAAGGGGACUACCGCUUUCCGAGCUCUGCAACAGUGCAGCGCUUGCGGCGGCGGCUGCGGCGGCAGCGGCCGCGGCGGGAAUGAUGUUUGCAGGGGUGGGGGUUGAGCAGGACGGCGCGCAGGCAGGCGGAAAGGGGGCGGAGGAUGGCGCGGAUUUGACGGGGAGCGAGAAGGAGAGCCGUUUCGCCAAGGUGGUUCCGGAGUCGACUUGCGCCGCUGCUGCUGCUGGACUUGCGGCGAACACGGCAAUGGAAGCGGCGACGAAUGCGGCGGUGAACGCGGUUGCGGCGUGGCAGGAGGAGGAGCAGCAGCAGCACAAGCAGAAGCUGCAGCAGCAGCUGAAGCAGCUGCGGGCGCGCAAGGAGCGCCAUCAGCAUCAGCAGCAGGAGCAUCCGCAGUCACCUGCAGGCUCACCGAAAAAGGUUGCGCCUCUCCUCCCGCCAUCCCCUGUUCUCGUCCCCGCGAGUCCCGGCUCUCCCAGCGCCUCGGAAGGAAGUGCUGGUGACGACGAUGACGGCUCCUAUUCGCCAGACUACGGACCAAUUGGAAGCAUCCCGCCGUCGCCUCCGGGAGAGCCACUCCCCAUGCCCAGCCGCCCCUGCUCCCCCCUUCCCGCCCGCAACUCCCGCUCGCGCAAGCCAGGCACGCCCAGGAGCUUCCGUCGCGUGCUGUUUCCGCCAGGAGGGGGGUCUGGCGCAGCCGCGGGGGCGGUUGGCGGGUCGACGCGGGGGGGAGGAAAGGUGGGGGGGGGCGGCAUUUCGAGUCCAUGGCUUGUGCCAAACACCCCCCCUGCUGCCUCCUCACCCUUGGUUCUGAGGCUGCUGGGGUCGGGCCAAGGUAAAGGCGGAGGAGCAACCAUGGGACGGCAAGGAGUGGGAGCAGGUGCAACAGCCGGAGAGGGAAGAGAUGUGGGCGGGGCAGCAGCAGGGGCUAGGGAGAAAGUGGAAGUGGCCAGCGGAAACACAAGAGGCACUGCAGCUGCUGUUGCUGCAGAAUCUGCUAUGGCGGCAGGAGGAAUGGCAGGAGGGAGCGGAGGAGGAGCAGGGAGGGCAGCAGGGAAAGUGGGAGGGGUGGGUGUGGGAGUGGGAGGCGUUGGUGGUGCUGCUUCUGGGUGUGAUAGUGGCUUGACAGGCUGGCUGGGAGGGGAGGAGCUUGCAAUGCUGCAAGCCCUGGAGGAGAGGCUGAGCAGGCUAGAGGCGUGCAGGGCCAUGUUCAUGCCGCCUGCUGUUGCGGCUGCUGCUGGGACGGGCAGAAGGCAAGGCUGCUGAACAACGGGAUGAUUAAAGUGUGUGUUUACUGCCCAUUCUCUCCCUCUCAACACACUAUCUCUUUCCACAUGCGCAAGACCUCUUCCUCUGUCCUGGCUUUUUGACAACUCCAGGCACAAACAGGUAGUGCAAGGUCGUACACAACACAACGCCGCUUUAGUGGCUAUGCAUAGUGGAUUGCGACUCAAGGUGGCAGCUACAGAACCAGAUAGAACUUAUAGCUCAAGGUGACAACUAUUCAAUCGCUUAUAGCAGCUUUUCUGCUGUUGGUGUUUUGUUGUGGCGACAGUGCCAAGGGGCUGGUGGCACUGGUGCUGAAUAGGUUGGAAAGAGUUAUAGUGGAAAAGACGUUAGUGUGUAGUUGCAGCUGUUUGCACUUUGUACUUAGCAAUGUGUUUGCUUAUGUUUACCAAAGGGAGAUACGAAUUGGUACUAUUU
Molecule: messenger RNA, 3353 nt
Organism: Closterium sp. NIES-67
Lineage: Eukaryota; Viridiplantae; Streptophyta; Zygnematophyceae; Desmidiales; Closteriaceae
Source: the annotation of a GenBank genome assembly